AUGGAACAGCGCGAAUUAAGGUUGAAAGAGUUUGCUGUGGAACUAUUCAAGAUAAACGCAAUCAAAUUUGGCGAAUACAAGACUAAAGUCGGCCUCAUGACACCUGUAUACUGCGACCUUCGCGUCUUGGUUAGCUAUCCGAAAAUUAUGGGUAUCCUUUCUGACCUGAUCAUUGACACUCUUCACACCAUUGAGAGCCAAGAAGUAAUUUGUGGUGUGCCGUACACUGCUUUGCCUAUUGCAACAAUUGUGUCUUUUAAAACCAAUCUACCCAUGGUGAUGAGAAGAAAGGAAGCCAAGGAUUAUGGCACCAAGAAACUCAUAGAGGGCAUCUUCCAAGAGGGAGAUAAAUGUUUGAUUAUUGAAGAUGUUGUCACCUCUGGCAGCAGUAUUUUAGAGACCACAAAAGAUUUAAUCAAAGAAGGAAUGAAGGUGACUGAUGCAAUUGUGCUUCUCAAUCGCGAACAAGGCGGUGAGAAGUUUCUAACACAACAUGGAAUCAAGAUGCAUGCUCUUCUCACUAUGACUUCUCUAAUGAAAUAUCUGAAAGACGCUGGAUGCGUCACCGAAGAAAGCUGCAAGAAGGUUGGGGACUAUUUGAAAAACUCUCAAGUCACCACCAAUUCUGUCGUGACAAAGCGCAGCAAACGCCUGGAGAUGACUUUCGAGGAUCGUUUUCCCUACGCUAAGAACGAAGUGGCCAAGCGCCUUUUCAAGAUCAUAAUUGAAAAGAAGACGAAUCUUGUCCUUGCUGCUGAUUUGACCGACGCCACUGAUAUUCUGAACCUUGCCGAAUCAGUCGGCCCACAUAUCUGCUCCCUGAAGUUGCACGUCGACAUCGUGGAGCAUUUCAACGACAAUUUUACCAGCACUCUGUCGCAGAUCGCCAAGAAGCACAACUUUUUGCUGUUCGAAGACCGCAAGUUUGCUGACAUUGGAAAAACAGUCGAAUAUCAGUAUACAAGAGGCGUGUAUAAGAUUGCUUCAUGGGCCUCACUGGUCACUGCACACUCAUUGACUGGACAUGGUGUCCUAGACGCGUUGCUGUUGGCUCGAGGCUCCAAUGAACUCGGAGUGUUCUUGCUAGCUGAGUGCAGCGCCAAGGGAAGUCUUAUCGAUGAGAAGUAUACCAACGCAACCAUUACAAUGGGAAAGAACUAUUCGGAUUUGAUCGCUGGUUAUGUCUGCCAGCAGAAACUAUUUGUUGAUGAACCGGGGUAUUUGCAAUUGACACCUGGUGUCCAGCUGGGUGUUAGCGGUGAUGAUUUAGGCCAGCAGUACAAUUCGCCAUCUUCGGUUAUCCUGGAAGGCGGUGCAGAUGUAGCUGUGGUUGGCAGAGGAAUCACCAAAGCUGGCAAUCCGGAAAACGCCGCAAAGGAGUACAAAGAUUUACUCUGGGCUGCAUAUUUGCAACGAGUCAAACAAUAAAUGAAUUUCAACAGGUGUCUUAUAUUGAAAAGGGUUACAUUCCGUAUUCUGUAACUGUUAAAUUAUACUGUAAUCGAAUUAUUGCUAUGUUUGAGCUUGAAAUAUGUGAUAAAAUUGAAAGCGCCUUGUAAUUUAUCUCCUGUUUCGUUGUUUUAUACUUGAUCGAAUAUCAAACUCACGACCUUUUACUGACGGGGCGUGAAUGUUAACGUUAGAUUUGUGAUGAUUGCACUUUUGGAAUAAGAGGAUAGCACAAUUAUAAAUUUUGAUAUAAAUAUGUGAACCGAACUGAAUCUUUAAUAAAAAUAUGUUCAUUUAUAAA
Messenger RNA from Dalotia coriaria, 1750 nucleotides. It is a transcript of the gene r-l, whose product is annotated as rudimentary-like. The record is from RefSeq and is a predicted model, not a curated record. The transcript is spliced from 3 exons. Gene Ontology annotation, biological process: 'de novo' pyrimidine nucleobase biosynthetic process; 'de novo' UMP biosynthetic process. The coding region runs from base 1 to 1428 and encodes 475 amino acids. Gene Ontology annotation, molecular function: orotidine-5'-phosphate decarboxylase activity; orotate phosphoribosyltransferase activity. Lineage: Eukaryota; Metazoa; Arthropoda; Insecta; Coleoptera; Staphylinidae.